Molecule: messenger RNA, 579 nt
Organism: Euleptes europaea (tarantolino)
Lineage: Eukaryota; Metazoa; Chordata; Lepidosauria; Squamata; Sphaerodactylidae
Gene: PDCD5
Product: programmed cell death 5
Exons: 6
Coding region: 31-411 (126 amino acids)
Cellular component (GO): nucleus; cytosol
Molecular function (GO): DNA binding
Source: RefSeq, a predicted model, not a curated record
CCCCGCGGGGCCUCCGGACUCGGCGCGGCGAUGGCGGACGACGAGCUGGAGGCGCUGCGGAAGCAGAGGAUGGCCGAGCUGCAGGCCAAACACGGGGAUCCCUCUGCUGACACUUCACAACAAGAAGCAAAACAAAGGGAAGCAGAAAUGAGGAAUAACAUUUUGGCUCAGGUUUUGGAUCAGGCAGCUCGUGCCAGAUUGAGUAAUUUAGCGCUCGUAAAGCCAGAAAAGGCAAAAGCGGUUGAGAACUAUCUCAUACAGAUGGCAAGGUUUGGACAGUUAGGUGGGAAGGUAUCAGAUCAAGGAUUGAUAGAAAUACUUGAAAAAGUGAGUCAGCAAACUGAAAAGAAAACGACAGUAAAGUUCAACAGAAGAAAAGUAUUGGAUUCUGAUGAGGAGGAAGAUGACUGAAAUACAAAGAUGGUUGCCGACUGCAAAUCAUCCGGAAGAUGUCGAGGAAAGUAUUCUGUCCUGACUGAAGCAUAAAUUAAACGUUUACACAGUUUUUCUGUACACUUUUUUUUUUUUUACACAAAGGGAAAACAAAUUAUCUCUAUAUAAUAAAAUGAAGUGAAAUGG